Molecule: messenger RNA, 2748 nt
Organism: Paramisgurnus dabryanus
Lineage: Eukaryota; Metazoa; Chordata; Actinopteri; Cypriniformes; Cobitidae
Gene: tfip11
Product: tuftelin interacting protein 11
Biological process (GO): spliceosomal complex disassembly
Cellular component (GO): U2-type post-mRNA release spliceosomal complex
Molecular function (GO): nucleic acid binding
Source: RefSeq, a predicted model, not a curated record
CACUUACACUUCCGGUCUCUACAGGAAGUUGCUCUUGGAUACACUACUUUCUGACAGAGUAAUCGCAUAUUUGGAAAUAUGUCUAUGUCCCAUUUGUAUGGGCGUAGAGGGGAUGAUGAUGAUGAGGGUGAGGAUGGAGUGGAAAUUGAAAAAUUUGAGGUGACUGAGUGGGACCUGGCCAACGAGUUCAACCCAGAGAGACGCAGGUUCAGACAGACUAAAGAACAAGCAACAUAUGGGAUUUGGGCAGAACAUGACUCUGAUGAGGAGAGACCCAGCUUUGGAGGCAAGAGAGCAAAGGACUACUCGGCACCUGUUAACUUUAUAAGUGCUGGCUUACGAAAGACAGCAGCUGAAGAGAAGGCAGAACAUGAAGGUUCAGAUGAGUCCAGUCAAGAAGAUACACCACCUCCAACCCGCACUGCAGCUUCCAAAAAACUCCAGACGGGUGGAAGCUUUAAGACAUCCCAGAGAUUUGCAGGUGGCAUUAAAACAGGGAAAGAUCUGGGAUCGUGGGAGAAACACACACGAGGCAUUGGGCAAAAACUCCUGCAGAAGAUGGGCUACGUUCCAGGAAAAGGACUUGGCAAAAAUGCUCAGGGUAUUGUGAAUCCGAUUGAGGCUAAGCUGAGGAAGGGGAAAGGAGCAGUUGGUGCAUAUGGGAAUGAAAGAACCCAGCAGUCUCUGCAGGAUUUCCCUGUUGUAGACUCCGAAGAGGAGGAGGAGAAAGAAUUUCAGCAGGCAUUGGGCCAGUGGCGUAAGGAGGCGGGAGUGGCCAAGAAAAAGCCCAAAUAUUCUUAUAAGACAGUGGACGAACUAAAAGCUCAUGGCAAACUGACCAGCAGGAACAUGAGCAGACCAGCUGGGGAGCUGUCACAGGUCAAGGUGAUAGAUAUGACAGGCAGAGAGCAGAAGGUGUAUCACAGCUACAGUCAAAUGAGUCAGAAGCACAGCAUCCCCGAAGAGACCCCUUUGAACGUGAGCGUACGGGAACAGAAGAGUUCUGGCUUCGCUCUGCCAGAACUGGAACACAAUCUUAAACUGCUCAUUGAGCUUACAGAGCAAGAUAUCCUGCAGAGUGCACGUCGUCUUCAGCACGAGAAAGACACAGUGGUCACUCUGACCCAUGAGGGCGAUGCCCUACAGAGCAGAUUGGCCGAGGAGGAUGAAGCUCUUGGGAGGCUGGAGAAUGUCCUGGAACUGGUGGAGCGUUUUGAGGCGGGUGAUAUGGAUGGCAGUCCUACGCUCAGCCUUCAGGAAUGUGCCAUGGUUUUCCAGCAGCUGCAGACAGAAUUUUAUCAGGAGUAUAAGACCUUGGGAUUGGGCGAUCUAGCUGUGUCUGUCGUGCAUCCUCUACUUAAAGAGAAACUUCGCAGUUGGGAGCCACUCAAGGACUGUUCAGAUGGUUUGGAGGAAGUCGGUCAGUGGAGGGCCAUUCUUGAAAACCCACAGUCUCUUCACAGCGGACCAGACAGUUCUCAGAUGGACCCUUAUCACAGGUUAAUAUGGGAGGUGUGGAUUCCUGUCAUGAGGACCUGUGUGUCUCAGUGGCAACCCAGAAAUGUGGGGCCAAUGGUGGACUGUGUGGAAUGCUGGGCCCCUGUGUUACCAAUGUGGAUUCUGGACCAUGUUGCUGAGCAGCUCAUUUUCCCACGACUGCAGAGAGAGGUGGACAACUGGAACCCACUGACAGAUACGGUCCCCAUUCAUUCAUGGAUUCAUCCUUGGCUGCCCUUGAUGCAAACCCGCCUCGAGCCCCUGUACGCACCAAUUCGAAGUAAACUUGCCCAUGCUUUGCAGCGUUGGCACCCUAGCGAUUCUUCCGCCAGACUUAUUCUACAACCCUGGAAAGAUGUCUUUACACCUGGUGCAUGGGAGGCCUUCAUGGUGAAAAAUAUUGUCCCAAAGCUUGCUCUGUGUUUAGGAGAGCUGGUGGUAAAUCCUCAUCAGCAGCUGUUGGAGCCGUUUAACUGGGUGAUGGACUGGGAGGGCAUGUUGUCGGUCUCUACCAUGGUGGGACUGCUGGAUAAGAAUUUCUUUCCCAAAUGGCUGCAGGUGUUGUGUUCCUGGCUCAGUAACAACCCGAAUUAUGAAGAAAUCACUAAGUGGUAUCUGGGCUGGAAGAGCUUGCUGUCAGAGAACCUUCUCAGUCACCCAGUGAUCAAAGACAAACUGAACGAGGCUCUUGACAUCAUGAACCGUGCCGUUGCUUCUGGACUGGGUGGGUACAUGCAACCUGGAGCAAGGGAGAACAUCGCAUACUUGAUUCAGACGGAGAGAAGGAAAGAUUUCCAGUGCGAGCCUCAGCCAGAACGCCGUGAAAUUGAGAAUUCUGUCCCACGUCCCCCAGGCACCAGCCAAAUACCAACAUCGGUACCCACCAACUUUAAAGACCUAGUCCAAGCUAAGGCUGAGGAGAAUGGCAUUGUCUUCAUGCCACUUGUGGCCAAACGACACAUGGGCAAACAGUUAUUUACAUUUGGCAGAAUAGUCAUCUACAUCGAGCGUGGAGUGGUCUUCGUCCAAGGAGAGAAAACCUGGGUUCCAACGUCAUUACAAAGCUUGGUUGACAUGGCUAAAUGAGACUGAUGAUUAAUCGAAUGUAAUUCAGAGAAAGUGUUUAAAUUUCCUACUUCCCACUUCUACUUUCCUACUGGUCCCCUUCUGCCUCGACUCCGAUUUGUUGAUCAUAAUGUUGUUUUAUACUGACAAAGAACUGGUUUUGAAAUAAAUAAGUGCUAAGAAAAA